Messenger RNA from Nanorana parkeri, 1697 nucleotides. Its product is annotated as gastrula zinc finger protein XlCGF26.1-like. The record is from RefSeq and is a predicted model, not a curated record. Gene Ontology annotation, molecular function: RNA polymerase II cis-regulatory region sequence-specific DNA binding; DNA-binding transcription factor activity, RNA polymerase II-specific. The annotation marks the transcript as partial. Lineage: Eukaryota; Metazoa; Chordata; Amphibia; Anura; Dicroglossidae. Gene Ontology annotation, biological process: regulation of transcription by RNA polymerase II. The transcript has 3 exons.
GGUAAGGACCUGAUGGAUAUGAAAGUUGAGGUUGAAGAGGAAGAGGAAGAGAAGUUUGUGAGCGGAGCUCAGCAGUCUAUGGAGGAAGUUGGGAUGAUUCAGAAAAGUAAAAAGGAUUCCACUCUAGACAUCGGCACAGAGUGCGGGAAACGUUUCACUGAGGAAAGGGAGCUUCUUAAACACCAGAAAAGUCACAAGGGUGAGAAUUCCUAUUCAUGUCCAUUGUGCGGGAAAUCUUUCACUGAGGAAAGCAAGUUUGUUAAACACCAGAGAUAUCACAAGGGUGGGAAUUAUUCUUGUUCAGAGUGCGGGAAAAGUUUCACUGCUAAAACAAGCCUUGUUAUACACCAGAGAAUUCACACAGGUGAGCGACCUUAUUCAUGUUCAGAAUGUGGGAAAAGUUUUACUAGCAAAACAAAUCUUCAUAGUCACCAGAAAAUUCACACAGGUGAGCGUCCGUAUUCAUGUGCAGAAUGUGGGAAAAGUUUUACUAGCAAAACAAAUCUUCAUAGUCACCAGAUAAUUCACUCAGAUGAGCGUCCGUAUUCAUGUGCAGUAUGUGGGAAAGGUUUUGCUAGGAAUGAAGCUCUUCUUACACACCAGAGAAUUCACACAGGUGCUGGUCCUUAUGCAUGCUCAGAGUGUGGGAAAAGUUAUACUAGCAAAGAAGCUCUUCUUAGACACCAGAGAAUUCACACAGGUGAGCGUCCUUAUGCAUGCUCAGAGUGUGGGAAAAGUUUUACUACCAACAAAGCUCUUCUUAGUCACCAGAACAUUCACACACGUGAGCGUCCUUAUGCAUGCUCAGAGUGUGGGAAAAGUUUUACUACCAACAAAGCUCUUCUUAGUCACCAGAACAUUCACACACGUGAGCGUCUGUAUUUAUGUGCAGAAUGUGGGAAAAGUUUUGCUAGGAAAGAAUCUCUUCUUACACACCAGAGAAUUCACACAGGUGAGCGUCCGUAUUCAUGUGCAGAAUGUGGGAAAAGUUUUGCUAGGAAAGGAGCUCUUCUUACACACCAGAGAAUUCACACAGGUGAGCGUCCUUAUGCAUGCUCAGAGUGUGGGAAAACUUUUACUACCAACAAAGCUCUUCUUAAUCACCAGAACAUUCACACACGUGAGCGUCGGUAUUUAUGUGCAGAAUGUGGGAAAAGUUUUGCUAGGAAAGAAUCUCUUCUUACACACCAGAGAAUUCACACAGGUGAGCGUCCUUAUGUAUGCUCAGAGUGUGGGAAAAGUUAUACCAGCAAAGAAGCUCUUUUUACACACCAGAGACUUCACACAGGUGAGAGUCCGUAUUCAUGUUUAGAGUGCGGAAAAAGUUUUACUUACAAAACAAAUCUUCAUAGUCACCAGAAAAUUCACACAGGUGAGCGUCCGUAUUCAUGUGCAGAAUGUGGGAAAAGUUUUGCUAGGAAAGGAGCUCUUCUUACACACCAGAGAAUUCACACAGGUGCUGGUCCUUAUGAAUGCUCAGAGUGUGGGAAAAGUUAUACCAGCAAAGAAGCUCUUCUUACACACCAGAGACUUCACACAGGUGAGAGUCCGUAUUCAUGUUUAGAGUGCGGGAAAAGUUUUACUGACAAAUUAAACCUUAUUUCACACCAAAAAAUUCACACGGGUGAGCAUCCUUUUUAAUGUUCAGAGUGUGACAAAAGUUAUGCUGACACAGAAAAUCCCUCUUAGACACCAGA